AUGGUCGGCUGCGCCCCCAAAGACCUUCCCAGGGGAAGUGGCACCCCCAGACGCCUUUCUAUGGCUGACGUUGUCCCUCCCAAGGGCGGAGACGCUUUCAGGGUCCCUCCCAGGCGCUGGGGCUCGGCCAGGGGCCCAUCCAAGGGCUGUGGCACCGCCAGGGGCUCUCCCUGUUGCGCAGUCGCCACUAGGGGCCCUCACAUGGGCAACGGUGCAUCUAAGGGUCCCUCCCAACGGCGGUGGCGUCUCCAGGGGCCUUCCUUAUGGGUAGCGGUGACCCCAACGUCUGUGCUCAGGGCGGUUGCACCCCCAGGGGAAAACCCACGGACGGUGGCGGCACCAGCGGCCCUUGUAGGGGCAGCGCCGCCUCCAGGGGACCUCCCAGUGGUGGCAGGGAUCCCAGGGACCAUCCUAGGGGUCGCGGUGCCCCCAGAGGCCCACCCACUUGCGGCGGCGCCUCCAUGGGCCCUCCCUGGGCCGUCGGUGCCCCCAAGAGCUCUCCCAGGAGCGAUGGUUUCUCCAGUGGCCCUCCUAGGACGACGGUGCACCCAGGGGCUCUCGCAGGGGCUGCAGCACCUCCGGGGGCCCUCCCUAGGGGUGGUAGUAGCCCUAGAAAACCUCACAGGGGCUGUGGCGACCCAAGAGGCCCUGCCAGGGGCGACGGUGCUUCCAUGGGCCUUCUCAAGGGCUUUGGCACCUUCAGGGGCCCUCCCAGAAGCGGCGGUGCCGCCAGGGGUUCUCCGAGGGGUGGUCGCACCCCCAGGGACCUUCACGGGAACGACAACGCUACCAGUGGCUCUCCCAGCAGUGGCAUCCCCCUCAGGGGCCCUCUCAAGAUCUGCGGCGACCCCAGGGCCCCUCCCAAGGGCGGUAGCGCCCCAAGGGGGCUCCGCCACCGUCGGCGGUGCCCCCAGGGGCUCUCCCAGGGGUGGUGGUUCCCCCAGGGAUCCUCGUAGUGGCGGUGGCUCCCCCAUGGACCAUUCGCAGGGCGGUAGCGCCCCAAGGGUAUCUCCCAGUGGUGGCGGCGGCGCCCGCAGGGGUCUUCUCAUGAGGGUGGCGUCCCCAAGAUGCCCUCCCAGGGGUUGUGGUGCCUUCAAGGACACUCCCAGUGAUGAUAGUGCCUCGAGAGUCCCUUCUAGGCACGGUAGUGCCCCCAGGGACCUUCCCAGGGUCCGUAACGUCCCCAGGGAAUAUCCCAGGGACCCUCCCAGGGUCGGUAACGUCCACAGGGAAUAUCCCAGGGACCCUCACAGGGUUGGCAGCCUCCUCAGGGACUCUCCCAGCAGUUGCAGCACCGCCCAGGGGCCCUUCCAGGGGUGGUGGAGCCCCCAGGAACUCGCCCAAAGCCGAUGGGGCCCCCAGGGACCCUCUCAGGGGCGGCUAGGCCCCCAGAAUCCCUCCCACAGGCGAUGGCGCCUCCAGAGACCCUCCCAGUGA
Molecule: messenger RNA, 1437 nt
Organism: Homarus americanus (American lobster)
Lineage: Eukaryota; Metazoa; Arthropoda; Malacostraca; Decapoda; Nephropidae
Product: translation initiation factor IF-2-like
Exons: 1
Coding region: 1-1437 (478 amino acids)
Source: RefSeq, a predicted model, not a curated record